Glossina fuscipes is the source of this 2439-nucleotide messenger RNA. It is a transcript of the gene coro, whose product is annotated as coronin-1C-A. NCBI's taxonomy places the organism in Eukaryota, Metazoa, Arthropoda, Insecta, Diptera, Glossinidae. The record is from RefSeq and is a predicted model, not a curated record. The transcript is spliced from 6 exons. Gene Ontology annotation, molecular function: actin filament binding. The coding region runs from base 63 to 1712 and encodes 549 amino acids. Gene Ontology annotation, biological process: actin filament organization.
AAUAAAAUAAAAAAAAUAAAUAAAAAAAAAAAAACUUUAACUAAAAACCAUCGUAGAAAAAAAUGUCAUUUCGCGUAGUGAGAAGUUCGAAAUUUCGUCACGUUUACGGUCAAGCUUUGAAACGUGAACAAUGCUAUGAUAAUAUACGUGUCUCCAAAAGUAGUUGGGAUUCCACAUUUUGCGCAGUGAAUCCGAAAUUUUUAGCCAUCAUUGUUGAAUCGGCAGGUGGUGGCGCAUUUAUAGUACUGCCACAUAAUAAGGUGGGGCGUAUAGCAGCCGAUCACCCGCUUGUUGGCGGCCAUAAAGGUCCAGUACUCGAUAUAGCCUGGUGUCCUCAUAACGACAAUGUCAUCGCAUCUGGUUCAGAAGAUUGCGUCGUCAAAGUAUGGCAGAUACCCGACGGAGGAUUAUCACGUACCCUUACUGAACCCGUUGUCGAUUUGGUUUUCCAUCAACGUCGCGUAGGCUUAGUACUGUGGCAUCCAUCAGCAUUGAAUGUACUUUUAACGGCGGGAUCCGAUAAUCAGGUUGUUAUUUGGAAUGUGGGCACUGGUGAGAUAUUAGUACACAUUGAUUCACAUCCCGACAUUGUAUAUAGUGCCUGCUUUAAUUGGGAUGGCUCAAAACUGGUCACAACGUGCAAGGAUAAAAAGAUACGCAUCUAUGAUCCGCGCAAUGGUGAAAUUGAAAGUGAAGCUUUAUGUCACGAGGGCUCCAAAGCUACCCGCGCUAUUUUUCUACGUCAUGGUUUAAUCUUUACCACCGGAUUUAAUCGUUCCUCCGAACGACAAUAUUCAUUGCGUGCCCCCGAUGCGUUAAGUGAACCUAUCGUUAUGGUCGAAUUGGACACAUCGAACGGUGUAAUGUUCCCACUCUAUGAUCCAGAUACAAAUUUAAUUUACCUCUGCGGCAAAGGUGACUCAGUGAUUAGAUAUUUUGAGGUCACACCAGAAGCGCCAUUUGUACAUUACAUUAAUACGUUUCAAACGCCAGACCCUCAGCGUGGUAUUGGCAUGAUGCCAAAGCGUGGCUGCGAUGUCACAACCUGCGAAAUUGCCAAAUUUUAUCGCCUCAACAAUAACGGUCUGUGUCAAGUGAUUUCAAUGACUGUGCCUCGUAAAUCGGAUCUCUUUCAAGAAGAUCUAUACCCUGACACACUGGCUGAGGAUGCGGCUGUUACAGCUGAAGAAUGGAUUACCGGUACAGAUGCUGAUCCGAUAACUUUUUCACUUAAAGAUCGUGUUUCUAUUGUACAGGGUGGCUAUGUAUCACAAUCGGCCAAUAAGUCGCUGUCGGUCACAAGAAAAGCAAAUAUACUUAAUAGAGCAUCAGCUGGUACAUCAAAGAGUGCCAGCAACGCAACCCUGGUGUCCAGUACCUCGACCAUAUCCAACAAUAAUGCCUCAAAUGCGCCCGCGCCGGUAAGCGGUAUUACUGAAAAAGAUGUCCGCGAUAUAACCGACGAGAUACGUAAACUUAAAGCGAUUAUUGUUAAGCAUGAAAACCGCAUACGGGCCUUGGAGGCGGCUUUCCGAUCUCAAGACGAUGACACGGAUGGUGGUCUAGUAGCGCGUAAUGCUGCCAACGUCACCAACAACACCAGCAAUGACACCAAAGCCUCCGAUAGCCACAAUAAAGAAACGAAUGAGCAAAGUGGCAAUAAUGAUAAUCAUGGUACAAUGGCUUCUUCACGAGCGUCCGAGGAAGUGUGAAUCGCAGCUUUGAUUUAAAGAAAACAAAAAAUAUAUAUAUAUAUAUAUCACAAUCUAGUUAUCACGAUACCAUAUAAAUACAUAAAACUACACAUUGAUGUGCAAAACUGUUUUCGUUUUAUACUCUCUUAUAAAGAAAUGUUUAUACAAAUAGAAAUAACGUCUAAUACAAUCUAGAUCCCAUUGUCUGAAGAAAGUUGUAUUAAAAAUUAUUAACAUUAAAGAUCUUUUCUUAACAUACCCAGCCAUUGUGUAGACACGUCUAAGCGUGCUGUCUUUGUUACGUAAAGGAAUUUUGUAUUUUAUAAAAAGUUAUAGAUAUAUAUAUAAAUAUAUGUAUUUUUUUAAAAUUCUAUAUCCACCGGCUUUAUAAUGUUUACUCUUCAUGAUAUAUCUAAGUUAUACUUCAUCUUUAAGCCUGCUUGCUCCUCUAGAUAUUAUGUACGUUUUCAAAUUACCUUUUAAAGCAUUUUUAUUUAUUUUAUCUUUCAUUUAUUUUUACUCUUAAUCUAAUUUUUCAUUUUUGUUUCCCAAAAAAAAUGUUGUGUCAUUAAGAUUUGUUAAAAUUUGAUAAACUUCUUUCCGUUUUAAUAUUUGUCUUUCCCGCUUUAUCCCCUUCUCUUUCCUCUUACUUUUUUAUUUUUCCCUUUCAUUGUUUAACCACAUUUUUGUGAAAGUUAGUGUUUAAAAGAAGAAAGCUCAACUAGUGGCAAGAACAAAAAAAAAA